Messenger RNA from Bradysia coprophila, 1583 nucleotides. RefSeq names its product Gustatory receptor 33a (gene Gr33a). The record is from RefSeq and is a predicted model, not a curated record. Gene Ontology annotation, biological process: male courtship behavior; sensory perception of taste; chemosensory behavior. Lineage: Eukaryota; Metazoa; Arthropoda; Insecta; Diptera; Sciaridae. Gene Ontology annotation, cellular component: neuronal cell body; dendrite; membrane.
UGGAAACGACUUGGUUCAGAUCUGUUGUCCGCUAAAAUGUUGAAUUGGAUUAAUGUUCGUCACUUUUACUUUGGCGGUAAAAGUCCAGUUGGAGUAGUGUCAAAUGUAUUCGGAUUAGCACCACUGAUACCGGGUGUGAUGACACCCUCAAUUAGAGUGGUCAAUUCAUUGUAUCCAAUUCUGUGGUUCAUUUUGUACUUGGUGUGCUUUUACUACUAUCACAUAACCGACAUAGAUCCGUCGGCCAACUUUCCGAGAAUUUGUUCGAUUGGUCUUACAAUUCGUUACGUGCUAGGAAUUUGCUUGGGAGCAGUCACAUAUGUACUAUUCAUAGUUAAGACAGCCACUUUUAACGAAUUUAAGACACGAUUUAAUAAUCUUGAUGCAAAAUUGUACGACAUAUCCGGUUUUAAGACGAAUUUCGUUGUAAUUUCAAAUCGUUUUCAAGUCACACUUAUCAUUUGUGGACUGGUCUUAUUUGUUACGACGAGCGUGGUCGACACGUUGAUAACUGUGACUCUGUAUCACGGAGUAAUGAUAUUUGCAGCGGCCGUUGUCAAUAUUUUUCCAUAUUUGAUAUCAGGAAUAAUUCAAGCGCAGUUCGUUUCGUGGAUAUACCUUGUUAAUCUGAGAUUUUUGGCGUUAAAUAAAGCUUUGAAUCACAUUGCAACGAUCAACGAAUCAACGUCGAAAGCGGUUAAAAUGUAUAAAGCAUUCGACGAUGAAAUUGAGAAUGAAGAUGAAAAAUCUGAAACUCCAUUACUUUUCAUCAUCGGCGAUAAACUACAAGGAGAAGAGGAAAAUGCUUUAGAUGACUACAAUGUAAAGAAGCCGUCGGCUGCUUGGCAGGAUAACAAAGCGAAAAAGAGAACGAAAACGCCAACUAAUACCAAUAAGGUGGCUCCAUCUUCCGCCACAGCAUAUCAAGGACUGCCGAAAGAUAUGCAUAAGAAUAUGGACAGUCUAUUCGCGCUUCAUGAUUCGUUGUUGGAUAUUUCGGAAGAUAUAAAUGAUGUCUAUGCUAUCCAAAUUGUUACAUUCAUAACGGUGUCAUUUGUAACGAUCCUGUUCGGUUUCUUCUUCGAAACAAAGGUUAUCUUCUGGUUGUGGGGUAAAAAUACACAGCUAAUUCUAAUUGCCUCGUCAUACUUGAUUUGGAGUGUAAUGACCGCGCUGAUAAUUUACACCAUUCUGACUAUAUGUACUAAGGCCAGAGAAGCGGCAUAUGAAUCAGCAUUAAUUGUUCAUAAGAUUUUGCAGAAUAAGCCCGUCUUUAUGUUGAACGAUGAAAUUUAUUACAACAAAAUGAAAUCCUUCACCUUGCAGAUUUUACACAGGAAGAACACAUUCAAUUUUAACGGUUUGGGGCUGUUCCAAUUGGAUUAUACGUUUAUCUUUUCAGCUGUCUCAGCUGCAACAUCGUAUUUGAUUGUCUUGCUGCAAUUCGAUUUAACGGCAGAUUUGAAUUAGAUCUUUUCGUAUCUACUGAUUAGAUGUUGUCAAACUUUACACUUUUUAUAGCAGUUUGUUUUCUUGUGAAUAACCAUUUGCUAUAAUAAAUAGAAAUUGAAAAAGAAUUAGUC